AUGGCUUCUCGAAAGCGCUCGUCCAACACUCAAGACUCUGGUGCUGGCUCCUCACUCCCACCCAAGAAAGCCAAAGUCAAUACCGACAAGAACAACAAUGGAAGCAGCUCAAAGGUGGAUUCCAACGGUGAUAAGUACUGGGAAAUCUCCAAGAUGCGACGAGUGACAGUCUCUGAGUUCCGUGGUAAGACCGUGGUAAAUUUACGUGAAUACUAUGAAAAAGAUGGUCAGGAACUACCGGGAAAGAAGGGAAUUUCCUUGCCCAUGGACCAAUUCGCCGCCUUGAUCAAGAUCCUCCCUGAGCUUGAGCAGGCUCUUCAAGAUAACGGUGAAACGCUGCCCAGACCCAUCUACUCUGGAGAUACAGACGAGGACACACACGCCAAAGCCGAUAAGAGUCCUAGCCCUUCCAAGCAGAAUAUCGAGGCUACAAGUGAUGAGGACGAGGAUGAGGAGUGA
Penicillium malachiteum is the source of this 459-nucleotide messenger RNA. Its product is annotated as transcriptional coactivator p15/PC4 family protein. NCBI's taxonomy places the organism in Eukaryota, Fungi, Ascomycota, Eurotiomycetes, Eurotiales, Aspergillaceae. The transcript is spliced from 2 exons. Gene Ontology annotation, molecular function: transcription coactivator activity; DNA binding. The record is from RefSeq and is a predicted model, not a curated record. The coding region runs from base 1 to 459 and encodes 152 amino acids. Gene Ontology annotation, biological process: positive regulation of transcription initiation by RNA polymerase II.